Messenger RNA from Strongylus vulgaris, 657 nucleotides. NCBI's taxonomy places the organism in Eukaryota, Metazoa, Nematoda, Chromadorea, Rhabditida, Strongylidae. The record is from the annotation of a GenBank genome assembly.
AUGAAUGAUGGGGAUGGAAAGGAGUCGCAUGGUGACUCGAACAACUUUCUCAGAAAGUUUGAGGCAAUUCUACACACAUUAUUUGAAGAAUAUGGAAAGAAACCAACUUCUUCUAAAAGUCUGACAGACAAUCAGAAGAGCAUCGCUCGAUGUUUGCAAGAACUUAUCAGCUCUGGAGAAUUGAAAAUUGACAAAGCUGCCUCAGAGACAACUACUCUCUGCGAUGGUUUCAUCAGCGACUGGGAAUCGACGGGUAUAAAAUCAGCAGCUGUACAACAGCUAAUCGCGCUUUUGAACCGACCGCAUGUUCGAGAGGGUGAUCGAAUCCUAGAAGUGAACGGUCUAAACGCCGCUGAUCUCACAGUAGACGACAUAGCACGGAUUUUAAAUCGUGUGGAUAAGGGUACGGUAACACUCAAGCUAGUACCAGCUGAAAUGUCCACUCGUACAGAAAAUGGGACUCCACAUGUGUAUCUGCGUGCUUUGUUCGAUUACAAAGGCAAAGAAGAUGAGAGACAUCCUUGCCCCGAAGUAGCGCUUUCGUUUACUCGCGGUGAUAUCUUAGAACUUCAAGCAUGUAAUGAUGAUCACUGGUGGCAGGCUCGACGCAUUGGAAGUGGCGCUUUUGCGAACUGUGAGGAUCAAAAAGGUCAGUAG